ACGGUAGUACACGCGUAAAACGAAGUCUAUUUUAGUUCGAUUUCUUAACUGAAUAAAAAGCACGGAAAUAUUUAUGAAAUUCGUGUGAGAAACAUGUACUGGCUUAAAGUGGCGUUAGUUGUAAUUGUGAUUAGUCGAGUGGACAGCAUCCAGAGCAAGAGCAACGAAACUGACGAUCGCACCAUGCUACCAUGUGCAACGACGGCAAACGCAUGUGUCAACGGAACCGAAUUAAUUCUAAAUUUCGAAUUUCCCAAAGAAACGACAAUAUCGUACAUAUCGACCUACUGGAAUUGUUAUAAUUUCAGUAGAACCAAGGACUCAUCAUCAUUUAUUGGUGAAAUGAGUACAAAUGUGUCCAGCAUUUGCAGAUAUUUCUUGACUCAACAAAAUGACAUCCCGUUGUACUACAUUGAAGGAUCUGAUUUAUCCGAACUCCACAACGCCUGCCCUCAGCAAGACAAAAUCUGCAUUUUGGAAGUCACCUGCCCUUUAAAUAACUUCAACGUCAAUGCCGUCUUCGAUGAUUCCAAUUACAGGAACUUGAACGUCUCGUGGGACAAAAUUAAUAGUGACGAAGUUGUCGAUGUUUCGAUCGUAGAAGAAACCAAUAGCGAUUAUGUCUCCGCCUGUUUCAGUGAAAGCUACGUGCGGAACCAUUCCCUUAAAAAUAAUACGAUCUUGCGCCCGGGUUUCGUCAAAGCAGACAAAGUUUACCCUGGGUGUAGGUACAAGGUUGAGGUGGAUUACACAGGACCUGACCAACGACCAAUUUACUGCUCACUCAAGUACACGGUUCCUGAGUGCGAAAAUUGUACCACUUCAGAUAUGAAAUCAGACGACUGUUACUAUUUUGAACAGAAACCAGAAAUUUUAAAUGUUAGUCACAUUUCCGAGGAUAGGUUUUUGGUGAGUUGGAAUCCCGGGAAGACGUUUCGUCAAGGCAAAUUGUACGUCAGCAGCGAAGUUUAUUUUGAAUACGGGGUGGAGGCGGCGGGUGUGUCAUUAGAAGCUGCACAAGUGACAAGGAACAACGUACCAGAAUACACAGCCGAGAUUGUUAUGAAGUUAUCGGCGGGAAAAAAGUACGCACUGGUUGGUACUUUUUCGAAUAAUGGUUCUUGUGCGGUACAAUCGCCACAUUACCACUUUACAGUCCCUACGGAAAGUGCCAGUGUGGUACUCAUCGUAAUUCCAGUCGCGUUUGUUUUGUUGGGGGUAUUGCUUGCUUUGAACUAUAAGAAGAUACCGAAAUUGAAAACAAAAAUGUUAAAUCUGCUGGUGCGUACAGGGUGGUGCGACUCUCCACACGAACCAGUAAGAAUGCGGAGCGACCCAAUUCACAUGGACACUAAUACUCACUAUAUUCCUACUGGAACUUCGGAAGAACCAGUGGACGAAUAUGAAUUCCCCAGGAGCCGAAUCAUCAUCAAGGAGGUAAUCGGAAGUGGUGCUUUCGGACAAGUGUACUCAGCUAAAGCCAUAGGGAUUGGGGGCAUUCGGGGCUACAGGAUGGUGGCGGUUAAAACUUUAGGCGAAGGCGAAAGCAUAAGUAGGGAGGCAACGAAUGACUUCAUAGCAGAAAUCGAAAUUUGCAAAAAAGUGGGGUACCACAUGAACGUGGUGACCCUUCUGGGCUGUUGUACCGUGGACACCCCGUUCAUGAUGAUCAUGGAACUAGUACCUUGUGGUGAUUUGAAAAAAUAUUUGCUGGAAUUGCGAGCGCAGUGGUUGAAAAUGAAAAAUGUGGCACUGAGUAGGCAGUUCAUGUUUCCAGAUACCAGCGAUGGAACGAUACAGCCGCCGUCGCCACUCACCCCGGUGUCGAUAGGGUCAAGCCAGUUACCAUCAACCUCUGACACCGUGUUUACCAUGUUGGAAAACCCCAUGACUCCCCUCCUCUCCCACUACACUCUAGACAAAGUCCUCGACCACACCGAGCUCCAGAACUUCGCCCUCCAAAUCGCCAAAGGCAUGUCCCAUCUGGAAAAAAUCGGCGUCACUCAUCGGGACCUCGCCGCUCGAAAUAUCCUCAUCAACGAACACAAAAUCCUCAAGAUAUCCGACUUCGGGCUCUCGCGUUGCGGUCCUUACGUCAACCACAAGACUAAAAGACUUCCGUUGCGUUGGAUGGCCAUCGAGGCUAUAGUAGAACAGAAGUACGAUAGUAAAAGUGACGUGUGGUCGUUCGGGGUGGUGUUGUGGGAAAUCGGGACUCUGGGAGCUUUCCCGUACGACCAAGUCCCGGAUUCGUUCAUCCAGCAGUUUCUGCAACUCGGGAGGAGACUCGAUCGACCGGAAAUCUGCACGAACGAACUCUAUUCCGUGAUGCAGCAGUGCUGGAGCCUGGACCCGGAGCAAAGACCCACGUUCCGGGAGUUGGUGGAGGCGCUGGACGUGAAGAAGAGGAAAAUCUACGCGAAUUUUACCCAGCUGAAUCCGACGUACAUCUUUCCGCCGAGUGACGUGGAGAAAGUGGACAAUCCGGUGCGGCUUGUUGAUGUCGACAUGGACGCUUAGUGUGUUACAAAAUUCUGCAAACAAAGUCAGUGUUGGAUUGUGCCGCCAGGACACCGGGAAAUUUCACAUAUGCAGGAUGUUACAAUUACAAAUGCAAUAAAUAUUACUAAAAAUAUAACAGACACAUAGAAAACGAUAUAAGUAAAUAUUAAAUAAGACCAUAUUUUUAUUUUCAGAGCGUAAACUCAGUAUGAAACGUUUCCGUGUGUCUAUCUGUCUGUCUGUCUACCGUCUGUUCGGAUUUUUAUGAAACAGGUAAUCUCCGAAACUACUGAACGAGUUGUUAAAUUUUAUAUGUCUAUUACGAAUAUCGUGUAGAUACU
Messenger RNA from Zophobas morio, 2843 nucleotides. RefSeq names its product fibroblast growth factor receptor 3-like. The transcript is spliced from 10 exons. Gene Ontology annotation, molecular function: ATP binding; transmembrane receptor protein tyrosine kinase activity. Lineage: Eukaryota; Metazoa; Arthropoda; Insecta; Coleoptera; Tenebrionidae. The record is from RefSeq and is a predicted model, not a curated record. The coding region runs from base 94 to 2520 and encodes 808 amino acids. Gene Ontology annotation, cellular component: signaling receptor complex; plasma membrane. Gene Ontology annotation, biological process: cell surface receptor protein tyrosine kinase signaling pathway; positive regulation of kinase activity; multicellular organism development.